AUGAGACUGGUUGGGUUUGAUGUGACCAGUGACGGUGUCAUAGUUGGAGAAUUCUGUAGAUGUAGGAAGCAGGCUGGAAAUGAUGAGUAUGAAUGCACAACGGUUUAUAGUAACGUCAUUAUUAGGAAACCUCAAGAUGUGAUAGCAUUUCCAGAGGAGCCCCUGACAUGGAGUUGUCAGGCGGACUUCAGGUUUGUGGAUACACCAGACCAUGGACCGUUUGAGAGAGCUAAUGCUUGGGGUCAGGUUCAUGAACUACCUCAAUUUGUAACUCAACUCGAGCCUACAAUAGCUUAUCAGGGAGGGGUCGCCAGGUUUCAAUGUGAUGUCUAUGGUGUCCCUAAAGUUAAUAUAACAUGGAAACAUAUCAAGAGCGGCAGCGACAGAACGAAUAUCGGAAAAGAUAGGAUCAGUGCAAGGCAUGUUGUCCUACCGAAUGGCAUUCUUCAAAUUCACAAUGUAACGCAGGAAGAUGAGGGCAGAUACAAGUGCAUUGCAUCCAACUCGUUACAGACAGUGCGAAACAACUCUGCAACGUUAUCAGUGCUACCUCAAGUUAUGUCUCAGAUCCCAGCAUCUGAGCCAUACCUCAUGCAAGGCCCUGUAUCUCAACGAUUGUUACCGGGGGAAGAUGCUCUUUUAGAAUGUCUGGUGGAAGGAUCGCCUCUGAUUGUCACCUGGAGUAGAAAAGACGGGCGUCCUAUCCGAAGGGAUGAUGUCGGCUAUCCCGGAGGAAGUAAUCUUUUGAUAAGAAAUGUUCGUUUCUCACUGGACAAUGCCACGUAUCGCUGCCAAGCUACAAACCCACAAACUGGCCAGUCUAUCGUAGCUGAAGCAAAGUUGGAUAUCAUGUCUCCACCAGUCAUUACCCAUGCACCUUCAGUCUACCACAAGCCCAUCGGUAGCAGGAUCCGAUUCUAUUGUGUGGCAACGGGAAUGCCGCAACCGCAGAUAAGAUGGCUUCAUGAUGGCAUACCAGCCACCAUUGAUGACUUCCAUAGUCAUAUGAUUGACAAUGACUAUGUGAUCUCACAACUAUGGUGGGAAGAUAAAGGCAUCUAUCAGUGUGAAGCCAAGAAUGAUGCAGGUAGUGCUGUAGUUACUGCAGCGGUCACCAUCAAUAAAUAUGAUGACAAGGAAUACCCCAGUCAUGUGACCAACCUGACCAUCAGUUCAAUCUCAAGUCGUAGGAUGAGAGUAACAUGGGAUCCUCCUGACUAUCUGCCUGGUCCAGUCAUCGCAUACCAUUUAUAUUGCAGGGCAAAGCAAGAGUAUUCAAGAGUAAUUGAAAAGGUGGUGUACACCCUGUCAUUUGAACUGACUGACUUGGAACCUUUCACUGAAUAUUGGAUCACCGUUCAGUGCUUCACGGAGAAGGCACCGUGUCCAAGGUUUACAAAAAAUGUGACGACAGCACAGGAUGUUCCAUCUGGUAGUCCAGAGUUUUCCUUGGCAAGUGAGAGCCCAACCACCAUUGCUGUUACUUGGGAUAGGCUUUUAAGGUAUCGUGCUAAUGGUAUCAUCAUCAGCUAUGGCAUCACUUACUGCCGUGUUGGUAGUGUGUAUUGCAACGUUACAAUGGUAGAGGGGAACCUUCAGGAGUACACCCUCCAUGGCCUGACACCAAAUUCUAACUACAGUGUGAGCAUGGCCGCAGCGACCGAGAUCGGGCAGGGGAGAUACUCAGGCAAUGGUACAGUGGCAACACCCAGGAACAUUAAUGAAACAACCCCCAAGCCGCCAUUACAUUUGCAAGUUGUCCCAGUGAAUCACACUACAUUGAGAGUAAGUUUCCAGCCAGCACCAACCCCACCAAUCAUAGAGGGCUACAAGCUAAUGGUAUCUUUAAAUUUGGCUAAUGAUUGGGCAACAUUCCUGUUACCUUUAGACACCAUGGAGUACUACGUCACAGGCCUUGGUAUGUCAUCUUGAUUUUAUAGUACUAAUGUUGACUAACCUCAUUAUUAUUGAAGGUGUUUGAGCAGUAUUGUAUUGAUCUGGAUCCUUAUUGUUGCCAAGUUUAUGCAUUUUUUAAAUUCAUAUUUUUUAUAAAGUUUGUGUUUUAGUUGUGGUCUUUUAUUCCACAUCUUCUUGACAAUCUGCCUCCUUCCAUGAUGGAGGUUGAAGAAAGGCAAUGUCAUAAAAUAAUCACUGUUUUUGUACAUUUGACCCCCUGUUAUUUCCUUUUUUAACAAUACUUCAUGAGCCACUAAAGACAUAUUUUAAGAGCUUUACAAGUCUUCAUAUGAACUAGAAAAUAUAGACAAAUAGUUUCCGCAAGGUCCUACAUGUAUGGAGCCACACCUACAUUCAUGUACUUUAUAGAACUGUCCAGGGCCCCAUAACACAAAAGUAAGUGAUUGAUCAUAUGCUUAAUUUUCAUGAUUGAUUGUACAUUGGGGUCGAUGCAAUCAAUCAUUAAAAAUGUUUUAUGAUUAUUGCUAAGCUUUGUGUUAUGAACCUCAGAUGUAGUAGGAUGUGUUUAGUAUCAUGUUGAUGUAUACAGGUGAAUAGUGCAAGUAAAAAAUGUAGCUGAAAUGUACUGCUUUCCUGUGUUCAGUUAGUUGGAACCUCUGCUGAUUGAGUUAAGACCAGGGUUAAGACAACCUGAAGGGGAAAACAUGUUGGUUUCAUUGAUAACUUUAGGGAAUAAAUGGCGUAAUGAUAGAUCCAUUUUUUAAAGAUAGGUUAUCACUGUGGUUAAUAAUGGUUUUGUUUCAAAGUUUAUUGAACUAAUAUGAUUUUCUUUCCUUCAGAGCUAGUCUUUUGAUAUAUGAUAUGAUGUACAUCAAACAUAUAUUCUGCAAUGAUUCUAAUUCUGCAAUGAUCUUAGGCAUCUUGUUAUCUGUGAGUGCCAAUUGUGAGUUUCCACAAGCUAUACCACCCUAAAUUAAAGGGAAAAACUACAAUUCAAUAGCAUUGACUGACUUAUUAUAGUCUUAACAUUAAAGAUAUUAAAAUUUAAGUUCCCAAGCAGUGAUAUUAAUCCUAUGAAGUUAAAAAAUUGAAAAAAUUAUGUUGAUAGCCAUGUGGAAACAACAUUCAAAAACCGAUUUUUAGAGCAACAAUGUGUGUUGGGUCCAUUCAGGCUAACUGGUCAAGUGACCUCAUUUUGUGGUUUAGCAGAAUCUCACUUUAAGGCAUGCUAUACUUAUUGAACGAAGGAUGGCAAUAUUCCAUUUUUUUUUAUUGUAAAAUUUGCAAUAAGAUUGACAAAAUAUAUAUAUAUAUCUGUAUCAAUUUGGAUAGGCAAAAGGAAAUAUGUAGUGAUAAAAGAAAAAUGGUAAUGUUGCCAAUUUGAAGAAAAAAAGGCUAAUCAAAUAAGGCUUCAAAUAAUUCCUGGUCCAAGUGAGUGACAAAGUUCCUAGUUAUUUACUGAGUCUGUCAAUUGCUCUUUCAUGAACUCAUUGUGAAUGCCCUUUGUUACUACAAUAUACUACGUGUCUGUCAUUUUAAUAUACAAGUAUCAGUACAAUUAUGCCCAAGUCCUGACUCUGAAUCAAGACCGACUGGAGUCCAUAUUUCCUGGACUCUGACUCUGAUUCGAGCUACAAGAACUUGUUUGCAGACUUGGACUUGGACUCCUGACUCAAAUGAAAUUGGAUCAAGACCGGUCCUUUUUUAUUCCCCCCACUUUUGAUAUAAAAUUAAUUUUUCUGUUCAUUUUGCCUGAUUAGUCUGUGAUAAUCUAAUUAAAAAAAUUGAUUAUCUCAUAUCCAAAUUCUAAUGCACUGAAUUCAGUAAUGUAGAUACAAGGAAACUGUGCCACCUGACCAAACUUGCUCUUGUUAUGCAUGCAGCAACAUGUCAUUGCAUCAUAUCACUUAUUUGUAUUAAUAAUUUUCAUUGAAUCGGGCAAUUGAGUUUAGAGAGUUCACAUGAAGCAAGACAUAAAUAUGAAUUUCAUUUGAAGGUGUUUUGAUUGGGAAUGGGGAAUUGGGAAUUGAAAAAUUAAUGUCAAAGGAUAAACUUUGUUUUGAUCUUAAGAUUUGUGACCAUUACAUGUUGAAAAUUACAUGACCCAGUCUUAGAGAUUCUUCUGUAAGGGAAUAGGAACAACAAGGGAAAACCCAAAAUAUGAAAUUAAAAUUUUAAAGACCUGUAAAAGACAGUAGUUGCAGCUAACAAUUAUUUUAUGAGAAAGUCUUUUAAAUCAAUUUUAAUUGUCAAAAUAUUAUCAUACAUCUAGAUCUGGUACAUUAAUGUAAACUUAUCUUUGUAAAAUCAUGAAAUUUUCGCUCAAUAUUGGUAAUUCUGAUCAUCACUAACACAGAAAAGCAUAUGUGGGAUAGUGUAUUAAUAUUGCUUAAAAAAAUACCCAACAUUUGAUGGAAUUUUGUGCUUAUUUUGCUCAUUCUCAGCAAUUAAGCAUUUUCUUCCAGAGCUAUUUGGCACAUAUUCAUUAUUCAUACAUACAAACACUAUGGUGGUAAUGUCAAUGGAUACUGUUCGAAGUAAUUUUGAGAUCGUUACCACAACUGGUAUUUAUCUUUAAAAUAUAAUCUCUUCAGAAAACCCAUUUUCAGAUUUAUAAUAUCAAGUAUGAUGAAUAUAGACAAACUUUAAUUAAUUGAACUACAGGAUUUUUUUCAUGGAAGAAUAUAAUUUGGAAAAUUGUACUUUGUAUUUUUACUGUUACAUGUAGAGUAUAUUAAUGCUAUUCUGCACAUAAUAUGACACUCGCUUAUAGUUAAAUCAUUUUGGGUAGGAUAAGAUACAAUUUGCCUUUUACUCAGAUAACAUUAGGAAUAAUAUUUUUGCUCUCUCCCUUUCUCACUUCUCUUCCUCUAUUUUACUCAAUUCCUCUCUCGCACUCUUUAUUUUUUGGUUGAAUUGACCAGCUUCCAUUCCUCAAUAUAAUAAUUAUAAAUUUAUUAUUUCUGACGGUAAGACGUUAUAGG
Molecule: messenger RNA, 4901 nt
Organism: Lytechinus pictus (painted urchin)
Lineage: Eukaryota; Metazoa; Echinodermata; Echinoidea; Temnopleuroida; Toxopneustidae
Product: protogenin-like
Exons: 11
Coding region: 1-1932 (643 amino acids)
Biological process (GO): cell-cell adhesion
Molecular function (GO): protein binding
Source: RefSeq, a predicted model, not a curated record